This is a messenger RNA of Leguminivora glycinivorella, 1318 nucleotides long. RefSeq names its product macrodontain-1-like. The transcript is spliced from 5 exons. Gene Ontology annotation, molecular function: cysteine-type endopeptidase activity. The coding region runs from base 27 to 1016 and encodes 329 amino acids. The record is from RefSeq and is a predicted model, not a curated record. Gene Ontology annotation, cellular component: lysosome. Lineage: Eukaryota; Metazoa; Arthropoda; Insecta; Lepidoptera; Tortricidae.
UAAGCUCACAACUGUUGUCGACCACCAUGUUUGUACCGAUCGUCCUGGCAGCCGUCUGCCUUGCCAGCAUCACGGUCUUGGCUGCAACUGACAAGCCAUACUAUGACGUGGAAGACGCUGAGAACUUGUUCGAGAGUUUUCUCCAAAAGCACAAUAAAGUAUACAAGAACCGGAGGGAGUAUUACGAAAGGCUUGGCAUUUUCAAGAAAACCUUGAAGGACUUAAAUGAGCGAAAUGCUAUGUUUCCUGAUACUGUGUUUGCAUUGGAUCACUUUGCUGACUUAUACCCUGAAGAGCUGCAGUCAUAUUUUGGCUUCAAACUUCCAGAAAAUAUGACGGGUAUAAUACUCCCUGACGGGCCAACUCCAACGGAAGAACACUUCGAUUGGAGGGAAAGGGGUGCAGUUUCACGUGUUAAGGAGCAACUAAACUGUGGUAGUUGCUACAUCUUCAGCGCUGUUGGUAAUAUUGAAGGGCAGUACGCCAUCAAAAACGAGGUAUGCUUAGCCUUCUCUGAAGGGCAGGUUCUCGACUGCCUCACCACAGGAACAUGUGCCGGAGGUUACAUGCACGAGGUUUUUCAGGAACUGGCUCAGAAAAAAAUGAAGUUAGAAACAGAAACAAGCUAUCCCUAUAAAGAUAAAAAAGGAAAUUGCAGUGCAAACGCCAAGAUGGGACGUGUGUUAGUAACCAGAGGCAAUCAGAUUAGAAUCGCCGAUGAAGAGGAAUUGAAGAACAAAUUGGUAAACUUAGGACCUCUCUCUGUAGGUUUAAACGCCAAUGACUUUGUCGGUUACGAAAAAGGCAUACUAGAACCACACCGGUGCAUAGGACGAAAAAUUAACCACGCUGUGCUCUUGGUCGGCUUUGGAGAAGAAAAAGGCAAGAAGUAUUGGAUUCUUAAAAACUCAUGGGGCAAAUUUUGGGGUCAGGAAAAAGGCUACGUGAGACUGCGGCGAGGAGUGAACGCUUGCCGCAUGGGCACCAACUACACUGCCAGCUCCGAAGUGGCUUAGAGUCUGCAGUCACCUGCAGCCGUUAACAUCACCGUGCAUUCUUGGAAUGCAUCUCGCACGGGCGCUUCGAUUAACAUAAUGAAAACCUUCAUUAGGGUAAACUCGCCUCAUUCGGUGAUACAACCAAAAAUCGUCUUUCGGAAUAGUGCUUCAAAGAUUGUAUCACCGAAUUAGGCGUGUCACCGAAUGAGGCGAGUUUAUCCUACAUUUGGCUAAUCAAUCGAAAACUGCAAAACUCAUUUCUUUUAGAGUAUAUUAUUAUAUUUUCUUAAUUAUUAAAACAAAUAUCAUGUGAGUUACAA